This is a messenger RNA of Pelagomonas calceolata, 947 nucleotides long. Lineage: Eukaryota; Pelagophyceae; Pelagomonadales; Pelagomonadaceae. The record is from the annotation of a GenBank genome assembly.
AUGAGUCGGACAGCGACGCGCCGCCACAACGCCUGGCCCGACAAGCCGCCCGCGCAUCGCGACGCGCCGCGCGACGCGCGCGACGACGAGUGGGCGGCUUUGCUGGAGGAAUCACGCGCGAGCGACCCGCGCCUCGCGGGCCGGCCGGCGCCGCGCGUCGAGCGGUUCACGUACGCAGUCGACGGCGCCGACGACCGGACGGCGACGUUCUACGGCGCCGCGUUUACGGCCGCCGACGCGACGCCGCGACCGGGCGUCGUGCUCUUCCACACGGCCGCGGGCCCGCGCGACCGCUUCGUCGAGUGGAUGGCCGAGCGCCUCGUCGCGGCGGGCUACACGGCGGUCGUCGCGGACCUCUACGGCGACGCGUGGGGCAGCGGCUGGGACGCGGCCUGGGCCGCGGGGCCGCGCGAACAGCUGAAGGACCCGGCCGUCCUCGCGGAGCGCGCGCUCGCGGCGCUGCGGUGCGCGCAGGCGCGGCCGGACGUCGACGCGGCGCGCUGCGGCGCCCUGGGCUGGUGCUUGGGUGGGCGGGCGGCCGUCACGCUCGCGUCGAUGCGCCCCGCGGGCCUGCGGGCGGCGGUGUCGUUCCACGGCGUCUUCGACGCCGAGUGUCUCCGGGAGGCGCUCCAGACGGACGAGCCGCCGCCGGGGCUGCUCCUGUGCCACGGGCUCGCGGACCCCUUCGUGCCGGCGUUCGAGGCCACGGUGGCGGCGCUCGUGGAGCGCGGCCUGCCGACGUUCGCGAGCUGCUUCCCCUUCGCGAAGCACGGGUUCACGAACCCGGCCCAGGCGCUGAAUUCGGCGGACGCGUUCGCCUACGACGCCGUCGCCGCGGAGGCGGCGUGGAGGAGGGCGGAGGAGGAGCUCGAGCGUUUGUUGUGAUCUUGUAAAUACAUCUUUCUAAUACAUCUUAUACACUAUAUCUUUGCACAUUCCCGGGCGAC